Messenger RNA from Botrytis cinerea B05.10, 1171 nucleotides. RefSeq names its product Bcvps29 (gene Bcvps29). The transcript has 3 exons. Lineage: Eukaryota; Fungi; Ascomycota; Leotiomycetes; Helotiales; Sclerotiniaceae. The record is from RefSeq and is a predicted model, not a curated record. The coding region runs from base 51 to 833 and encodes 260 amino acids. Gene Ontology annotation, biological process: retrograde transport, endosome to Golgi; intracellular protein transport. Gene Ontology annotation, cellular component: retromer complex; endosome.
GAUCUGGAACAACAUUCCCCCGACGCUCGGAUCACCAAAAUCCAUAAACCAUGUCACCAACUCCAUCAAUCAAGAGCUUACAGCUUGCUCUCCAACCCACCAAAUACGAUCCCAUUGCAUUACCCAAUUCCGAGCUCCUUACCGGCGCCGUCGAAUAUCCCACUCGAAAGUCAAGCCUAGCCAAUCUCCCUCCCGAUAAGAAACCUACCACCAUGACUUCCAGACUCGUCCUCGUAAUCGGCGAUUUGCACAUCCCAGACCGAGCUAUUGAUGUUCCUCAGAAGUUCAAGAAGCUUCUGACCCCGGGAAAAAUUGGCCAAACUCUCUGUCUCGGAAAUCUCACCGAUCGUCAAACCUACGACUAUCUCCGCUCCAUAACCCCCGAUCUGAAGAUCGUUCGCGGCCGCUACGAUACCGAUGCUACCUCUCUUCCACUCUCCCAAGUCGUGACACAUGGCUCUCUUCGCAUUGGCUUCGUUGAAGGCUUUACCAUUGUUGCGCCCAACGAGGUUGAUUUAUUGACUGCCGAAGCCAAUAAAUUGGACGUUGAUGUAUUGUGCUGGGGAGGAACUCAUAAGUUUGAUGCCUUCGAACUUGACAAUAAGUUCUUCAUCAAUCCCGGAAGUGCGACUGGUGCAAUGACUACGGGCUGGAUGGAGCCGGGUGAGGAGAUCGUUCCUAGUUUUUGUUUGAUGGAUGUUCAAGGUCUCGGUCUCACCCUCUACGUCUACCAACUGCGCACCAGCGAAAAGGGCGAAGAAUCCGUCUCCGUCGAGAAGAUCUCCUACACCAAGGUCCUCCCUCCCACCACUGCCGCCUCCAGUUCCACAUAAUGAUACCCCUUUUCUCCAUCACAUUUCCAUUUAAAGAAGUGCUUUUCCUUCUGCUUUCCCCUGCGGUGGCCAGUUACAAAAAAAAGUUCUUUGGCAUUUACGGUGUUUGGGGAUCUUGAUCUUUUGCGGGAUGGGGGUACAAUUGAUAUGAUAUGACAUGAUAUGAUGGCAUAACGAUAGACUAUGAUUGCUGGAGAGAGAAAUACAUGCACAUAAUACCGAGUAGCUAGACUUUUUUUUCUCUUAUUUCAAAAAAGAAGUCUUGCCAUAUUCAUCCAUAGAGGUGAACGAAUGGACGCCUGCUGGAUAUCAGAUUAAUAGGAUUGCGUGCGAUACCA